This is a messenger RNA of Rhododendron vialii, 3035 nucleotides long. RefSeq names its product putative late blight resistance protein homolog R1A-10. Gene Ontology annotation, molecular function: ADP binding. The record is from RefSeq and is a predicted model, not a curated record. Lineage: Eukaryota; Viridiplantae; Streptophyta; Magnoliopsida; Ericales; Ericaceae. Gene Ontology annotation, biological process: defense response to other organism. Bases 168 to 2795 code for a protein of 875 amino acids. The transcript is spliced from 2 exons.
UGAGUCAUUUUAAUAGUUAAGAAAUCGUUGAGCUCUUAAUUAGGUCCCCUACUAAAAAAUUAGCUGCCGUUUGCAAGUCUAUUAAGAGCCAUAAGCAGCCUCUACUUUCUAGCUGCUUCACAGAAAUUUAGAGAGAGAGAGAGAGAGAGAGAGAGAGAGAGAGAGAGAUGUCUGACGCUGCUGUGCAAUAUCUCUUGGAAAGCCUCAAACAGCUUGUACUCUACAAUGCUAAGUUGAUCAUCAAUGUGAGGGGCGAAGUUGAUGGUCUUAUACGCGAUCUUCCAUUGAUGAAAGCCAUAAUUGAGGUUUCGACAGAGAUGGGCAGAGAGGAUGCUGUCGUGAAAGAGCUGGUGAGUCGCAUCAGAGCUGUGACUUUCGAGGCAGAAGAUGCUGUCGAUGCCUACAUGGUUGAGGCCACUAGUUAUAACCAUAAGGGCAAAAAAUGGCUCCAGAAAGUGUUCGGUGGCAUUAGUCAUGCUUCUAAGCUUCGCGACGUUGCAAAGAACGUUCAAACCAUAAAGGAAGAAGUGGACAAAAUGAACAAUUACCAGAUGUUACGUGAAGCCCUUCAACGCAGAGGCCCUGCUGGCCGAAGGAGGAUGGAGAGGAGGCUCCCCGAUGUUGAAAAAGACAACGUGGUGGGAUUUGACGAAGCAACAGCAACGCUAAUUGAUCGGCUCACCGGAAAAACUGAAGACCUACAAGUAAUCUCGAUCAUAGGUAUGGGCGGGCUGGGCAAGACAACUCUGGCUAAUAAGGUGUAUAACGACCCUAUAGUUUCGCAUGAAUUUUCAACUCUCGCCUGGAUUUAUGUAUCUCCAACUUAUAGCAAAGAUAAGUUGUUCCUUUCCAUUCUGAAAGGUGUUACUCAAGUCACAGGCGACAUGUCUAACAUGGGUGAAGACGAGUUGGCUGAAGAAGUCCGUCGCCAACUCACUUGGAAAUAUUUAAUUGUUGUGGAUGAUGUGUGGGAGAAGAAGGAUUGGGAUAGCAUUAAGAAGGCUUUCCCCAACCACAAAAACGGAAGCAGAAUCUUGCUAACGACUCGAUUCAAACCUGUGGCUGUGCAUGCUGAUCAGCGUAGCCCACCAUAUGAAUUGGAUUUUUUAACUCACGAUCAAAGUUGGGUGCUGCUCCAGAAGAAGGUUUUUGAUGGAGGAGAUUGCCCUCAAGAAGACUUGAAGGAUGUCGGAAUUCAAAUUGCAGGAGAAUGCGAUGGUCUACCACUCGCAGUUGUGGUAAUUGCCGGAAUACUUCAAAACGACAUAUCCACGGGUGCGUGGGAGAUCAUAGCUAAAAGUGUCAAGGCAUUCCUUGUCAGGGAGGAAGAGGGUUUGAUGGAAGUGCUAGCUCUUAGCUACUAUCACUUACCGCCUCACUUGAAAGGAUGCUUCCUUUAUUUUGGAGUCUUCCCACAAGACUACAAGAUCCCUUUCUGGAUACUGAUCCGAUUAUGGAUUGCCGAGAGAUUUGUACAAACAUCUGAGAAUGUAUGCUUGGAGGAGAUGGCCGAGGAGCACUUGAAGGAUCUGGUUGCGAGAAACCUAUUGUUGGUGGAACAAAGGAGUUUCAGUGGUCGAAUCAAAACAUGUCGUAUUCAUGAUAUGUUGCGCGAUUUGUGCUUGAGAGAAGCUCAAGCAGAGGACUUCUUAUUCGAGAUCAAAGAGGGUGGGAGUACCCCCGCUGUAAGUACCAUCAAUCGUCGCCUUUGUAUUCAUUCUGGUGUUUUGAAAUACAUUGCUACCAAACCUUCUCGCCCCCAUGUCCGCUCUUUCUUGUGCUUCGCCAAGGAUCAAGUCAACCUACCCCCUGCACAUGUAGGAUACAUCCCUGACGAGUUUAAAUUGCUGAGGGUAUAUCACAUUCAGCCCAUUAGUUUUCCCCGAUUUCCCAGUGAGAUAGAACAAUUAGUUCAUCUCACUUAUGUAGCCUUCUCCGGUGACUUCAAAACUAUUCCUGCUGCCGUGUCCAACCUUUGGAACCUACAAACUCUUAUUGCCGAAACAUCCUCACGCACCACACGCACCAUUGACAUUAAAGCAGACAUUUGGAAAAUGUUGAAGUUGAGGCACCUGCAUACAAACAAGCCCAGUCAGUUGCAUGACCCUGUAGCCAAAAAAACUGAGGGUCAUGAUAGCCUACAAACCCUUACCACCGUCACGCCCCAGAGUUGUACUGAGGGUGUCUUAGGCCGGACUCCAUGCCUAAAGAAGCUUGGAAUCCGUGGGAAACUAGCCACCCUCCUUGAGGAGAAGGGAGGGUCUCUUUUUGAUAACCUUACCACGUUAGAACAACUUGUGACAUUGAAGUUGUUGAAUGACGUAUUCCCUGAGCCUCCUUCUGAAUUUAAACUCCAGAGACUUCCCCCGUGCAACAAAUUCCCACCAAACUUGAAAAGGCUAACCUUUGCCGAUACCUUUCUUGAGUGGGAGCAAAUGCACGUGCUGGGGAUGUUGCCAAAACUUGAGGAGCUCAAGUUAAAGGACAACGCGUUCACAGGGGUAAGGUGGAGUCUAGUCGACGGGGAUUUCCAGAAACUCAAAGCUUUGCAAAUUUGGAAGACAGAUCUGGUGUACUUGGUGGCCAAAGCUGAUCAUUUCCCAAGCCUUCAGCACAUUGUUCUUAAGGACUGCACCAAGCUAUGGGAGAUCCCUUCUAGUUUGGGCGAUGUAAAAACACUCCAGACAAUCAAGCUUCAUCAAACGUCACGUACCGCUGCAGAUUCUGCCAGGAAAAUCAAACAGCAGCAGCAAGAAAGCAAGCUUAAGCUUGAUAUCUUCCCAUCGGAUCUUUGACAGGGCUCAUCUCCAGGUGAUAAUUCAGAUGGCAAUUGAUGAUUUGCAGCACCUUUGGAACCCACCUGUUGGACCUCUAGGGCGUCAUUUGUCUCGUAUUUGUGUUUAAUGAAGUAUUAUUGUUUGUUUUGUAGUAUAAGUUGUAUUUGAAUAAAUGGUGGAUGUGUGGAUCCCACUGACACGUAUGGUCGUUCAUUUGAACUCUUGCAUUUUGGUAUAAUUUAGCACUCGUUUACAAUA